GUUCCACUAAGCGCUCACAACGAUCACGCUCACGACCACAGUUUUUCCCGUUUCACCUACCUGCGAGCGUUACUGUCGUAAACUCAAGUAGAAUGGACUAUGGUGCGUUUUGAGCGUGGAGACUUUCAAGAAAUACAUUUAAUUAUCUACAUGAAUUAAUACGAGAAGAUUUAGUUCGGCACGUUCCUGAAUGCCCUACGAUUUUUUCCCAUCAUCAAUUGAUGAUAGCUCUUUGGAAAAUGGCUACAACAGAUUCUUACAGAUCCGUCUGUGACAGAUUUAACGUAGGGCGAGCUACUGCCGUAAGGGCUGUACGUCGAGUUUGUCAUGCUUUAUUUAAAAGAGCCUCAAGAUUCAUACAAUGGCCUACGGGAGAUAGUGCUAUUGAAGUAAUGCGUGGAUUUGAGAGAGCAAGUGGUUUUCCUAAAACAAUAGGAGCAAUUGAUGGGACUCACAUUCGUAUAAAUGCGCCAAAACAAAAUCCAGUAGAUUAUAUCAAUCGGAAAGGAUUCCAUUCUAUUCAGCUACAGCUGGUAUGUGACCACAAGGCUCUGAUAACCCAUUGUCAUGCUGGAAAUCCAGGAUCUGUUCAUGAUCCAAGAGUUUUUCGUUUGUCAGAAGUUGCAGAUUACUUGAACGAUGACAAUGCAUUCCCUGGAGACAGUCAUAUUUUGGGCGAUUCUGCUUAUGAAAUACAUCAGCACUUACUUACUCGUUAUCGAAAUAAUGGACAUUUAAGUGAGAAACAGAAAAAAUAUAAUUAUCGUCAAUCAGCUGCUCGAGUUACUGUUGAAAGAUGCAUCGGAUUAUUGAAAGGACGAAUGAGAAGCUUAUUGAAUUGUCUACCAAUGACAAGAGUAGAUUUAAUGGCAGAGUAUAUUGUUGCAUGUUGCGUAAUUCAUAAUAUCUGUACUUUACGAGAAGAUAAAAUAAUUGUUAUCACUAUACCCGAACGUAAUGACGAAAAUAAUAGUAACAAUUCACGCGAAGUAAGACGUAAUGCAGGAAUUUUAAAAAGAGAUGUUAUAAUGAAUUCUUUGUAAUAAUUAUGAUGAUUAAUUGUAAACUAUGUUUUCGGUCGUGAUAAUAAUUUCUUAGCACUUUAAAUCAUGGGAAUCUAAUGAAAAUUUCUUUGGCAGUUGAAAAUUUUCCCCAAAAAAAAAAAUACUUUCACGGAAUAUGAAAACUUUGAGAUUUCCAAAAAAUUUGUUAAAACUAUAAUAAUCUUAAGCCAAUAACAAAAAUUAAACAUAUUAUUAUAUCAUAUACGAUAACACACACAUGUAAAAUAUUACAAGAA
Athalia rosae (coleseed sawfly) is the source of this 1300-nucleotide messenger RNA. Its product is annotated as putative nuclease HARBI1. NCBI's taxonomy places the organism in Eukaryota, Metazoa, Arthropoda, Insecta, Hymenoptera, Athaliidae. The transcript has 4 exons. The coding region runs from base 222 to 1043 and encodes 273 amino acids. The record is from RefSeq and is a predicted model, not a curated record.